AUGUCUAUGAUCUCCUUUGCUGCAUUUGCCUCUGGUUUUCUGAAGGUGCCUUCUAGCCGUCUUCCUUCUCCUCUGUUUUUGUCGUUUAGUGAGCAAAACGUGAAGGAGAAGAGAAUUGGAGGCGAUUUCGGUGUUGUGAGCUCAAUCCAAGGCCGUUCAUCGUCUAUUGGAGGCUUGGGUUCGUGUGGCGGCUGCUGCGUGGUGGUUUUGGCGGUGUUCUUCGUCGACUUUGUUGUGCUUCUUCAUCUCCCUUCGUUUUCCCAGUUCUUCGGUCGACACGAACCGGUUAACUCUGGUUAA
Molecule: messenger RNA, 300 nt
Organism: Microthlaspi erraticum
Lineage: Eukaryota; Viridiplantae; Streptophyta; Magnoliopsida; Brassicales; Brassicaceae
Source: the annotation of a GenBank genome assembly